This is a messenger RNA of Conger conger (European conger), 5401 nucleotides long. It is a transcript of the gene snx19b, whose product is annotated as sorting nexin 19b. The record is from RefSeq and is a predicted model, not a curated record. Bases 285 to 3158 code for a protein of 957 amino acids. Gene Ontology annotation, cellular component: intracellular membrane-bounded organelle; early endosome membrane. NCBI's taxonomy places the organism in Eukaryota, Metazoa, Chordata, Actinopteri, Anguilliformes, Congridae. The transcript has 12 exons. Gene Ontology annotation, molecular function: phosphatidylinositol binding.
AUGAAUUAUGUGAAACAACUCAUUCAGCACAGGAAUAGGUUCCACCCUGCUUUCACAUGAAUACGGAAUAAAUGCUUUUAUUUUGAUAUUUUAUGUCUAGGUGAUGGCAGGAAGAGACUGUUUGAGGUUUAUUUUGGCUAUGUUUUCACUCGUGAUAGAGAAAAGGGAGAUAUGGGGAGUUGCAUUUGCUCGUUCUUGACGAAACAUUACCUUGAUCUUAUUCGGACAGGGGCUACUUAAGGCUAACGCUUCUCUGCAGUUGAGAUUCAUGUUUGAAGAGAGCGAUGUCUCGCCCCGAGACCGCAGGUCAAAGCACUUGGGCUUUUUCUCUGGGCCAGAGGAGUCUGCUAGGCGUUGGCGCUGUUCUGGCGUGGAUGGUUCUUUUCCAUUUGCUUGUGAACGUGUGGCUGCUGUGCGUGUUCACUAGCCUGCUGGUGGUGCUGGGAGGGUGGCUGGGUUCUCAAGUAGUCCUGGACUCCAAUAGUGUCAUUCACCUGGAGCGCUUUGUCACGCUGGAGCCGCUGCGCAACUCCCCUGACAGCGAGCUGAAACUGGUUCAGGAGAUCCGGCGCACUGUACGCAAGAUCACCCGCGAUUUCGUCUCCUCUUGGUACCGCACCGUGUCUGCCGAGCCCGAGUUUGAGAGGGAAGCACAUGACGCCAUGCUAGCCAUGGCGAUGGAGCUGAAUAAGAGGGCUAGGAUCGUGGAAAGGAAGGCCCUGACGCAGAGGGUGCUGGACCUGUUCGGUGGCCAUCUGCAGACGUACUUGCGGGUGCGGGAGAUCGCCGAGGAGCCGGGUGCAGAGGACCGCCCCUCUUCAGAGCGUGGCCUGUGGAAUCUGUACCGUACGGUCACCACGCCUCAUCCAUCUCUCCAGAGCACGGCUGCGGAGGUGAAGUAUGCCCGGGCUGUCGUCGACCUCCUCUUACACGUGCUUGUGCCGCCCCCUCAUCUGGAGACACGAACUGGCCGAUUUGUUGUGGGAGAGCUCAUCACCUGUAAUGUACUCCUGCCACUCCUCAGCAAGGUCUCUGAUCCAGACUGGCUCAACCUGCUGAUCGUCAGCAUCUUUUCCAAGUCUGGCAGGCCGGACACGGAAACGGCAGAGGCCCCAACCGGAUGGGACACACCCCUGGAGCCCCUGGACCCCAUCUCCCCGACGCCCCCAGCCACUGCACCGAACGGGACGUUUACGUCUGUCCCCACGCCCACGCCAGAGCUUCCUAUGUACGACGAAGUCGAUGCUGCGGAGCCGUUUGGACAGCAGAACGAGGAGGAGGAGGAGGAAGAGCCCAGGCUGGAGGUUGGGUCCAGCCAGUUCCCUGUGGCUAAGUGUGCUGAAAUACCCGCUCACUUUCUGAGGCCCGCUAAAUUCAACCCGUUCUACCAGGAGACCGACUCUGACCUGGAGUCUCCUUCAGAUUUUAAGAGAAGCUCCAUGGAGUCGCUGGUUCUGGUAGGCACGGACGAGGUGCUGUCAGACCGGCUGAGGGAGUGUGCCACGCCCACGGAUAUCAGCAGCGUGGGGGACCUGGAGGAGGAACAGGGCUACCUGGCUAUAGGAGAAACCGCUUCUCCUCAGGUGCUGGUGUCGGAGGGACUGACGCUCCCCGGUUUGGACAAGGGCAUGGAGGCGGAGGGAGAGCGGGGCGAGUGGGCCGGGCGGGGUAACCCCAACGGGCUUUCGGUGGCUGGGCCCCUCCUGACAUCUUCCCCCAGCGCGGGGGUCGCGGCUCUGUCCCCCUUCAGCUUCGAGCCGCUCAGCAGCCCUGAGGGGCCGGUCGUCAUACAGAACCUCCGCAUUACCGGCACCAUCACUGCCAAAGAGCACAGAGGAACCGGCUCUCACCCCUACACACUGUACACCAUUAAGUAUGAAACUGCAGUGGACAGUGAGAAUGCAGGCUCUCUCCAGCCCGUGGCCUAUCACAUGGUAAACCGGCGCUACAGCGAGUUCCUCAAUCUGCAGACCCGCUUGGAGGAGAGACCUGACCUGCGCAAAAUCCUCAAGAAUGUGAAGGGGCCAAAGAAAAUCUUUCCUGACCUUCCGUUUGGAAACAUGGACAGUGACAAAGUUGAGGCUAGAAAAGCCUUGCUUGAAACAUUUCUCAAGCAACUUUGUGCCAUUCCUGAAACUGCCAACAGUGAAGAAAUGCAGGAGUUCCUUGCCCUCAACACAGACGCGAGAAUCGCUUUUGUGAAGAAGCCUUUCAUUGUAUCACGGAUAGACAAGAUUGUGGUGAAUGCCAUCGUGGACACCCUAAAGACGGCCUUUCCUCGCUCCGAGCCACAGAGCCCCACAGACGAGGUCGAUGGUGACAGUGAGGGGAGACCCCAGUCCGAGACCAAGAAAAUCAAGUCCAGACUGAGAUUCUCCAGUAAGAUCACUCCAGUUCUCAGCAUAUCUAACAUUCAGCCCAAAGUGCUUUACUGUUUUAAUGAGGCGAGCACAGUGUUCAGUGGCCUCUCUCUCUCUGGGCUGGAAGCCUUCAUUAAGGAGCAGGAGAGGCUGGUGUGCAGGACACCAGUGCCACAGACAGAUGGAGCGGAGGGCCCUCUGGUGGAGAGAGGAGGUAUAGCGGCUUGUGCUGAUUCAGAGAGUCUAUGGGGACUACAGGAGCAUGGAGCAGUAGCAGAGACGGUUCUGGCAGACGUGGCUCUGAAUAUCCUGUGUUUGCUGAUGAAGGAGCAGUGGGCCUGGCUCUGCACUGACAACAUCCAGAAGAGCGUCAGGAUGCUGUUCGGCACGCUCAUCGACCGGUGGCUGGACGUGGGCGUGGCGAACGUCACCUGCACGCAGUACUGGGUGACCUACCUGCGCGUGCUCCAGGAGGCCGUGUGGCCCGGGGGCUUCCUGCCGGCCCAGCCCCGCCCCGUACGCAGCCCGCAGCAGAGGGAGGAGACCAGGCUGCAGUCCCUGCACUGCCUGAUGAAGCUGAUCCCAGAUCUCAUCUCUGACCUGCUGGGUUCUGAUAAGUACAGAUCAAGCUGGCAGACAGUGCUAGACUCCCUACAGGACCCCAACAUAAACAAGCACCUGGUGUACUGUGUGUGUGACCUGCUGCUGGAGGUCCUGGUUCCUGAGUCCUCCGAUGAAGACUUUCAGAGUUCUCUGCUCAACAGCCUGUCCAGGAACACGGACAAGCCAUCUACCUGAAAUGACUGCAGAGUCCCACAGAUGCACACAAACGCACACACAAGCACUUAAUACUUUGGCAGCUGUAAUAUUGUGCAGAUGGAGUAAAAUCUGAGGAGUAAAGGUGCAUGAGGAAGGCUCACAGGAUCUCCUUGAUCAGUCUUCCUUCUGUCUUCUGAAAGAACUGAAUUCCCCAUUACAGCUUUUACUGCUAGUUAGAGACUAUUUUACCCAUUACCCGCUGCAGCUCAGCUGUGUGCUAUUUAUGAUAUUUUCGCUCUUACUGGCUACUAGUGAUGGGCAACAUGAUGGUGCUUACUGUGCACUAGUGUUUAAUUCUGAGCUUUGAUGGGCUCUGUUUCCCUGGUGUAAAACCCAGCGAUGACCAGCUUGAAAUGACCAGCUAUCGGCUGUUUCAAAACAUAGUUUGAGCUGGUCUGAACUGGCCAAAAUUUUUAAAUGUAGCUGAAAAAUUUAAGCUGUUUUCUUCAGCAGGUUUGAGACUCUCCUCCCCAGAUCCUUCGCCACCCGGCUCUUGCUCUUAACCUAAACCUUUGGCAAACCCCUUUCAUAUGAACUUUGCGCUGUUGAAAUGUUUCCUGGCCUUGCCGUUAAAGAAACAUGAAUUUAUUGGAAUGUGUGGGUGGGGGUUUGGAAGAGGUGUUGGUGGGACUUAACUCUUAUUUCCUCCCGGUGUUUACAGUGGCAUGCACUUGUGCCUCGUGGCUGUUUUGCCUUUCUCCCAGUAGAUACCAUCCUUUCUUUAUAAAGCCCACUGCCAUGUACUGGUAUAAGCAUGUGAAGUUUGUAGGCGCGUGUGCCUCAUGUUCUGGUCCAAGUGUGUAUUAUUUAUGUACGUGUUUGCUUUGUUAUCUAACAGUUUUGGUUGUUUUUCUCUUGGUAGUACAAGCAGCUGUAAUUUUUCCAUAGCUGAGUUUGGACUCGUCCAGCCAUUCCCGUAGUUGGAGCUGCUGUGUAAUGUGCAUUAUCAACACCCCUGCUAUUCUGUUUUCUAGGCCUCACACUUGAGCAGAAACUGCAGUGUUGUGUAGUUGUGUCUGCCUCUGCAUGAAAAACAGUGUGCCAUGUUUCUGGAAAACUCAUCCAAGAGGACGGCUUCAAGCAGCUGCAAAACCUUGUGCUACACAUCAAUAAUACAUUUAUGCAAGAAUGACACUUUAUAUUUCUGAACUUCGCCAAGAACUAGUCAAUUAUCAAAAUAGAGUAGGCACAAUAUGUUUCAGUUCAUGAGUCAAAGUUAUGGACAGUUGCGUUGAGUGUACCUGCUUCCAGAAUGUUCCUAUGGCUUCAUUUCCCCAGGCUCAUUUCCUAGUUUCUGUACCCGUGAAGGAAUCUGCCUCACAGGAUGGUUGUUUUGAAAGCUUGUGUCUUGUGCUGUUUCACAGCCGACACGUUGGGGAAUUCCCUUGUUGUUGGACCAAAAUGUCUUUGGGGCAGUUUGUCUUAAGAGAUGCUGCUUUACAGGAAGUCAUGCAUUUUCAACCCUUUUUUACAAAUGGAUAUGUUGAUAAAAUGUGUCUCCUGCAUUCCAUUUGCAUGCAGUGCCUCACUUGUUUUCUUUGUCUUCUUAUUUAUAUAUUUGUUAAAUUAUUUAACUUAUUGUGUUGUAUGUACGGAUACUAUCUCUAAAUAAUAUCGCAUUAUGCGAUUGGAGUGCAGUGGCAGGGUGUGGAAGCAUAGCUCAUUUUCCUGACUGCCUUUUAAAAGGCUGGUACCAGUGUGAUCUUUCUCUGUGUUUUGUACUCUGUACUCCUUGUACCCUUGGUGCUGACUGCACAUCACUUACUGGCCAUUCAGAGGCCUUUUAUUAAAAGGCUGUGAAGUUGCUGCAGUCAAGGACUGACCCUUCUCUCAGUGUCGACAAAGGGAAAGGGCACGGCUGGCUGUAGAGCGCACAAUGAAGCUAAACUCCAGUUUGAUAGGUUUAUUGGUAAAAGCAAGGUCAGGCACUUCAGUUUUUCAGAGAGCAGCACAAACUCCCCUUUGAUGUCCUCCUGUUCAGGGUAUAUUUCUUAUGCUUUGGGGACCAGUGAGAGAAGUGGUGAUCUGAAAACAUUUAAUGUUUUGUCUGGUGAAGAAGGUACAAUCUGUCUUGGGUUGUUCUGGCGAUGUGCAAAUGUGUUCAGAGGUUUACUUGGCUGAAUGAUGUUUCUAAUUGAACUGCACUUAACCAUGUAAUCCCAAUGCCUGUGAUUCAAACUGCUAUGCAACAGUAAACUCCUCUACCUUCAGAAACCGCACAA